AUGAUCCUCAUCACCAGCCAACUGACUCACCCGCUGUAUUCCAAUUAUACCGUCGAGCUGGCUUACGCAACUUCGAACUCAUCAACAUCGCCAAACUCUUCCCCGUCGCCUUCUUUGUCAAAAAGUGCUUCACCCAAGGUAUGUUUCAAUUCGGCAAACUGCGAUUCGAAUCCACAUGUUGUUAUCGAGCUUGUUCAUCGAAACACUUAGAUGGCAUCACUUUUUUGAGUUUUAAACUUCGCCUUGUGAAUGUGAGCGGUGUGAACUAGACUGUCCGUAGAGCGCUUGGUGUGAAGGGAUAUCAAUAUUUGCUAGAGGCUUAUUUACAACUAAUAUUUAUCCAUGCAUUGUCUCUCCAUACAUUAUCUACGUAAUUCGUUUCUGCUUUAGUCUUUCGACUCGAAAUUUUUCUACCACGUUUGAUUAAUUAUAGCUAUAGUUCCGCCAGAAAGCUACAAAACUACGAAGUUUCUGAUGUUUCCGUAUUUUGGAGCACUCUUAUUUGUGAUAAAGAAGUUUUUCGGGCAGCACAAGAUAACUUAGUUUGUCUUUCAAGAUGCGUUUGCUCAACACUAAAAAAGGAACAAGGGACUUUCACUUUUUGAACACACAAGUACGUGUUCUGUGUGAGCGAGAAUAAUUUUUCGAACGAAAAUAGUGAUUAGGAACUGAAGAUUCUCUAGCGAUCUCUCAGCUGUUCAUAAUGAAGAGAGAAGAUUGUAGCGAGUGAACAUUUCGAGUAAUUAGUUGAAUUAUGAAUGCCCUAUGUAGACUUGCGUAUGUGUGUGUUUUGGUCUGUAGCGCCAGAAAAGGGCGUUAAGUGCGGGCAGUCGGUCACUAUGCGUUUUGAGUGGCAUAGAAUUUACCGGAAGGAUGGACUUUAGCCACGUUUUGAUUGUCUCUCCUCCCACGCCAACAACAUGCCACUAUGUUUAGGAUGUGCUGUGCUAUAAGCUAGGCAAGACCUAAAUCUUCUUUUUAGAUGCUUUCUCAAACGGUGUCAGUGUCCCCCCUGAGUUCAAAUAGUCAAAUAAGACCGUUUCCUGAUAAUAUGAUGCUUCGCGAUUGCACGUUCCCUCCGUACACGAUCACAGACAGUUGAUAAAACUGAAAGUAUCAAUUCUUGUCCGGUAGGCAAGUAAUCGCCGAGUGUAUCAUUGUGACUCACUAGUGUUUGGAGUCAUAGUCGAACAUAGUGUUGCCGUCAAAACGUCACUGAAUAAAUAAUGUUUCGACUGGACUAUCUCUAACGUCCGUGUGCCCUGUGUUAAAUAAACUUGUUGGUCGACAGACAGGGGUUUUUCUUGAGAGGAAGCGAGAAAUUGGGGACACGAAAAAGCGAUCUGUGAGGUUACGAAAUCGUAAAGUGAACAUUUUUCAGCCAAACGUGUCUCACCUAAAAGAACGCAGGGUUUUCGAUUCACCAUGCGCAAUUUGUGGUUCCCAGGCCACGGGAUAUCACUAUAAUGUAAGUUUCAAUUUUUUCAACAAUGAUUCUCAUAUUCAUCAUUUGCAGGUGGCAUCGUGUAAUGGGUGCAAGACAUUUUUCCGGAGGUGCGUGCUCUCGAAGAGUAGCUUCCGGUGCAUUCGCUCCGAUUCAAAUUGUCUAACCAGUAUGCGACAGAACACAGAGGGUUAGUUCAAACGCAUUGAUUACGUAGUGAAUUCGGUCGCCAGUUGUACUUUGUUUUGACGUACGCAAGUGUACUUGGUCACUUGAACAACGCUUUUUAUAAUUGGGGUGUGCGUUUCACGACUAGACAACGAAUAAUAGGGGCGUAGUGAGAAAGUACACGUGUUGUUUGGGUGAAAGUCAACACAUCAAUUUCCAGUUUGCUCUAUGAACAUAAUGUUGUUAUCACUAAACUUUUUCAGCAGUCUCAUUUUCGUUCUCACAUUACCAUAGAUCAAUAAUUCAACUCACAUCAGUUUUUCCUUGAGACACACCAGUUUUUAUCGUUGCAAAUCGUUUUUUGACUUGAUUGAAUGAUCAUGAAACGUUCAAUGAGUUCACCCUACUCUCGAUGAGAUAUUUAAUCCGAAGGCGAGGCGAAACCCGACCGAAUUCACCUUCGUAUUUCUGCAGAACUAAGAGAUUUUGAUUCGGUUUUCUAAGAGCAAAAACCAAGCCGCUCGUGGUUCAUCCAUUCGUUAGUCCAAUUUUCUUCUAAUUUCCUUCUUAAAAAUACACAUAAGACGGAUUGAAAUCUCAUGACAUUUACGCACAUCAUGUUGACUAUAGAAGUUGGUUGCUUUGGAAACAACGUGUUGCGGCUGAAGUCGACAUUGCCUGGUAGACAAAUCAUUAGUUCAAAGUACCCGACGGAAAUGCACGCACUGAAGUGUAAUCAUUGAUCAGUCUAGUGCCUUUUUCAAAGAUAAGCUGUCAACCACUCAUUUUCAGUGGCAUUUAGCAUGCAUGUUUCCUUUAUUUCUUAGAUCUUUGAAUCUGUUGCCAGCUUUUUUUGAUGUGUCUUUUCCCCAAAUUAAAUCAAUGAUUGCAGGAGCUCGUAUCAAGUGCCGCAGUUGCCGGUUGGAUCGUUGUCUUCAGCAAGGAAUGCGCAAAGAAGGUACGUCGAUUUUGUAGUUUAUGUCAACAUAGGUCAGAAAAUAAAACGAGCUGCUUAGUUCUCAGAUCAAACCACGCAGAUUUCUAUCAUUUCUGACCGGUCCCCUCCCUGUCUCUUUUCUUAUCCGGCCCUGGCCAUCGGAACAGCAGCUAGGAAUCUGAAUCUGAUUUUACCAUCAAAACAUUGACUGGGCACAAAAAAACAGAUAUUGUUGCAGCAGUCACGUCCGGAUAUCUCCCAACCGACGCAAAAACGGCAACGGACGCCUAUCUCGCGGCGAUUUCCCAACCGGUAGGUAGAUAAGGGAUCGUCUGCCGUUGAUAUGAUUGUUGUCAUGUUUCUUUUCGAAUAAAUAAGAAUACUCCAGUGAUGCGGAGGUUUCGAUCACUGAGUGGCCCCGGAAAACUGAUAAUGUAGCCAAUCAAACAUCAAGAUCACACUGUUUAAUUUGUUCAGCUGUCUUUUUGAUUCAACAUGGAUGAUUAGGGUUUUCUUUGAAUAGUGUAGUUAUAUAGAUGUCUUCGGCGAUAAAGGGAAAUCACCCGGGUCUAUUCCGACAAGGAAGCUUUGUACGUUGAUCACAAGACUGUUGAUCUGGUGAACCUUCGUUUUAGUCAAAAAUCCAAAAAUAAAAACAAGUGAUACUAAUUGGGGACCAGCAGACAAUUUUUAAUGAUUUCAGAGUACCUCCAGCGCCAUCCCAAAGGUCACGGAAACCGCGGCUUGCCUCCGUCAAACUCUUCGACUUAUCAACAAGUUCAGGUAGGUAGGGGUGCGAUCUUUUUAGUUUCCCAUUCACUGCCCUGAAAUGUUCUCUUAACGGUUGCAAAUGGACUAAGUGCGUUAGGUGUUGAUUACUUCCUCGUUUGCUUCUCGCUCGCAUCACGGGAAAUCAUAGUGAGAAACUGGUCGAGGGACAUCACAUCUCGAACGAUUGAGGAAGGAAGUGUUGGGCACGUUAAAACGAGUAAAAGGGACUUUUCUAAGAUAAGACACGGAAGAUGUUGCCAGCAAUCAGCAGGGCAUUAAAUGAGGAAAUAGAAUAAAUUAAGCACUCGUAAUUUUCCGGAUUUCAGAAGAUGCAAUGUGCGUCUAGAGGACAUCGAUCUCAACAUCAAAACCCUGCUGUGCAAAGACAGUUUCCUGGAGAAUGUGUCGAACUACGAGGUAGUGUAAACGUGCAUAUCCCUAAUAUCAAUUCACUUCCCCGUGCUGAUCUUGAUAUCUGAUCGGCAUAAAGAACGUCAUCAGAAGGAAAUGCAGCGAUAAUUCUUCUGGUGUGAGAUGACCUUCUUCCUAUUACAGGAGAUCAGAGAAAUUUCCCACUUCCGGAGGGAUCUGCCCGAAUGGCUUACGGUAGAUCUCGUAUGUGCAAUCGAGUUUGCUAAGCGGCUUCCUGAUCUGGAGAAGUUUAGCGAUUGUGACAAGGUAGAAUGGUUGUACUAAACACAGAUGAUCUGUACUCGUAGUUUUAGGAGGAGCUGAUCCGCAGCUCGUGCUUCACUCUAGCCAUCGCCAUUGAAGCGAUCGAGAGCUAUUUUGAGAAGCAUACGCAAGUGAUCUUCCCAGACGGAACUGACGUGAUUCGGUCGAUGAUCAACGCGUGAGUUUGUGAUAUUUUGUUUUGGUGAUAAGACAAAAGGAAGGAAGCGACACGAAUGAUCAAGUUCGGAAUCGUAUGUGUCUUCUGAUUCAGAAAGUACAAAGAAGAUCUGAUUUGACACACAUUCGACGAACAGAAAAUCAGAUUAACCCUGCUAAUCAGUAAUUGAGUCUGUGUCUGGUUGCAGGGGAACAAUGCCCGAUCCGCAUUACACCCAAAUGUUCAUCAACAUUCUCAAUCCGUUGCACAGGGAACAGUUCACGAUUGACGAGUUGGUGCUGACGUUGCAACUGCUCUUUUUCACAAUCGGUAGGUACAAUGAACAAAGUACGCGUGGGCUAUCAGCACAAAGAAUGUCACACCAUUGAGCGUUUUGCACGGGAGUGACUUUUUCGAAACCGAAAUGGAAGGGACCGAUACAGUAUUGUUUUGCAGGCUUCACGGAAACGCUAUCUCCGGAGGGCAGAGUUCAACUUGAGAAGACUAUCCAAUCUGGCAUGCAAAGUCUUAUGGUCUUGCUGAUCACCCAGAGUUAGUUCCGGUUCAAUGAACUGGAAACAUAUCAAGUUUCAGAUAACGCAAACUUCUCAGCUCGCUACGGAGCAUUAAUUGCGCUAAAUGAAGUGUUCAUCAAUACCACCAGUCUACACAGUAAGUGCAGAAAACUAAAGGAAAACGUUUAUUUUUGUGGUUGCAGGGUCCGCAAUGAAAGCUGGUGACCCAUACCGGCUGAAGCAUAAAGAUCUUCUUGUCGAGCAGUGUGUAUUCGAGUACCGUGAAGCUAAUUAA
This is a messenger RNA of Caenorhabditis sp. 36 PRJEB53466, 4962 nucleotides long. The record is from the annotation of a GenBank genome assembly. NCBI's taxonomy places the organism in Eukaryota, Metazoa, Nematoda, Chromadorea, Rhabditida, Rhabditidae.